CUCUGACGUCACUCGAGGAAGCGCAAGCCCGCAGCCAUGUCGGUCGCCGCAGAUUCGCCAUAAUCCCCGUCCGGCAGCUUCUCCCGUCGCCAUUCCAGAGCGGCCGCAAUUAAUAUUUAUAGAGGUCGGGGCCGGCUUUUUUCUCCCCCUUUCUUUUUUUAAAGGCUCCUUCCCGCCCUUCCAGGGACUCAGGAAAGGCGCAUCGGCGGACGGCGCUUUCCCGAAGGGACGGAAGUGCGCCAAUCUUCCUUUUUUUUUUUUCUUUUUCUCUUUCUCGCAAUUCAAAAGGAAAUACCCGGAUCUUUUUCUUUUUUUUUACUUCCCGCUCCGCAAUCCCGGGCUGCCAUGGAGUCUCCUUCGGCCGGCAACAGAUCCAUCUUCAUGUGUAAGCUGUGUAAUCUCUUUUCCCCCAACCAGUCCGAAUUGCUGUCUCACGCCUCUGAGAAGCACUCAGAAGAUGGGACGAAGGUGGACGAAAUCAUUGUCCUGCUCAGGCCUCUCACGACGCCCGCCGAUCUGAAUAAAAACGGAGAAGAACUGCUUGUAGUAAAGAGGAAGAGAGGAAGACCCAAAGGAUCAACCAAGAAAUGUUAUGUUGAAGAAGAAUCAGCUGAAAGCGCUACCUCUGCUCCCAGUGAAGGUGUCCAACCAGGACCUGAAGAAGGAGGAGAACUGGUGGAUGUUCACGCAGACAACUUAGAAUGCCGGAAGUGCAACCGGAAGUUCUCUAAUUCUCGACAGCUACGAAAGCACAUCUGUAUUCUUGUUAAGAAUGAAGACUUGGAAGAAGAAGAUGAUUCAGGUAAUGAUUCUGAUGUUGACCUUGACAGGAGGGAAGAUGAGCGAGAAAAACCAUCCAAGAGGCAGCGGGUACAAAGAACUGAGAAAAGUCUUUCUUCAAAAGAAGCAGACUCAGGAGCUAAGAAUCCUAUCAUAAGUGUGGUUUUGACAGCCCACGAAGCAAUUCCAGGUGCCACAAAGAUAGUCCCUGUGGAAGCAGCUUCCCCCCAAAAUGAGCCGCCCGUCAACUCAGAAACCUCUGUGGCAGACUCAUCUCAGCGAAGAGGUUAUCAGGAAUAUGCCAUUCAGCAAACUCCUUAUGAGCAACCAAUGAAAUCAAGCAGGUUGGGAGCCACUCAGCUGAAGAUUUUCACCUGUGAGUAUUGCAACAAGGUGUUCAAGUUCAAGCACUCCCUUCAGGCCCACCUGAGGAUCCACACCAACGAGAAGCCCUACAAGUGCUCCUUCUGCAGCUACGCCAGCGCCAUCAAAGCCAACCUGAACGUCCACCUGCGGAAGCACACGGGAGAGAAGUUCUCCUGUGAUUACUGUCCCUUCACCUGCCUGAGCAAGGGCCACCUUAAGGUCCACGUGGAGAGGGUCCACAAGAAGAUCAAGCAGCACUGCCGCUUCUGCAAGAAAAAAUACUCGGAUGUCAAAAACCUGAUCAAGCACAUCAAGGAAGCCCACGACCUGCAGGACAAAAAGGUGAAGAACGUCUUCGACCAGCUCCGCUUGAUGACCCGGGAAGGCAAGAGGCAACUUUUGUACGACUGCCAGAUCUGUGAACGCAAGUUCAAGAACGAACUGGAUCGCGACCGGCACAUGCUGGUCCACGGGGAUCAGAGACCCUUUGCUUGCGAGCUCUGCGGCCACGGAGCCACCAAGUACCAAGCUCUGGAGCUCCACGUCCGCAAGCACCCUUUUGUGUACAUUUGCAGCGAGUGCUCCAAGAAAUUCGUCAGCUCCAUCAGGCUCCGCUCGCACAUCAAAGACGCACACGGGGAAUUGCCGGAGAUGUCCGUUUUUAAUAAUUCCAUCAAUCAGAGCUUCUGCCUGCUGGAACCCGGAGGAGACAUCCAACAGGAAGCCCUUGGAGAGGAACUGUCCCAGACGGCUGCUGAACUGUCGCUUCUAAACUCCAACGCACUCUGCGUAGUAAAAUCUAUUUGCAUGGGAGAAGGAAAUGCCAUUGAGGGAAGCUGUGAAAAUAAUAACCCAGCGGAGAGUUUGGGGACACCUCCUGCUCUCCUUUUGGAUUUUGAAAGCCCAUCAGCAGCACCAAACACACCGGAUCCCAUGUGUGAGCCGCUCACCGAAUUGCUGUCCCCACCUGCUAGCUUGGUCAACGCGUCAGAUAGCUUUUUACAGAAAAACACUCCACCAGAUCCAGAUGGAGAAAAAACCUGUUUGGCCAAAGACCAGCUGCCACUUGACUCUUCAGUGAACGCCCAGUGUGACGUUGAACAACUUUUGGGAGACGAAAACUCCACAUUGAACCAGAAAUGCCAAGGUCCAGAGAGUGUUCCUGACACCCAAGAAGAGAGCCAGUCCAUUUGUCUUGAUCAUCAGGUAGUCAACCACUCAACCCUUGAAAAGAACGAGACCUCCAGUUCCCUUCCCCUUCUAGAAUCCAGUGUAGAGUCUCACCAGAAUCCAGAGUCUGGUCCUCAACCUUCAGAGGAUCAAACUGGAGCUGCGGCCUUUAUGCAGAUUUUGGACAACCUGCAGAAACAACAAAUGAAUACUGCCUUGUGCGAGAAGAUCAGGAAGGUCUACGGAGACUUGGAAUGUGAAUACUGUGGCAAGUUGUUUUGGUACCAGGUACAUUUCGACAUGCACGUCCGCACGCACACGCGAGAGCAUCUUCAUUACUGUUCUCAGUGCAACUACUCCUCCAUCACCAAAAACUGUCUUAAGCGCCAUGUCAUCCAGAAGCAUAGCAACAUUUUGCUGAAAUGUCCCACCGAAGAUUGCGAUUAUUCAACCCCGGAUAAGUACAAACUCCAGGCCCAUCUCAAAGUGCACUCGGAAUUGGACAAAAAGAGUUAUUCCUGCCCUGUGUGUGAGAAAUCAUUUUCUGAAGACCGACUUAUAAAAGCUCAUAUAAAGACAAACCAUCCAGAGGUGUCUAUGCACACGAUUUCCAAGAUUGUUGGCAGGAGAGUUCAGCUCAAAGGACUUAUCGGAAAACGAGCUGUGAAAUGUCCUUAUUGCAAUUUUUAUUUCAUGAAGAACGGAUCGGAUCUCCAGCGUCAUAUUUGGGCUCAUGAAGGGAUCAAGCCGUUCAAAUGCUCUCUAUGCGAAUACGCUACUCGCAGCAAAAGCAACCUCAAAGCUCACAUGAAUCGCCACAGCACCGAGAAGACGCACCUGUGCGACAGGUGCGGGAAGAAGUUCAAAUCGAAAGGCACCUUGAAGAGCCAUAAACUCCUUCACACCGCUGAUGGAAAACAGUUCAAGUGCACGGUGUGUGAUUAUACGGCGGCCCAAAAGCCACAGCUUCUGAGGCACAUGGAACAGCACGCCUCCUUCAAGCCUUUCCGCUGCGCACACUGCCAUUAUUCCUGCAACAUAUCUGGUUCCCUCAAACGACAUUAUAACAGGAAACAUCCCAGUGAAGAAUACGUUAAUGCAGGCUCUGGUGAAUUUGCAGCGGAAGCCCUUCUCCAACAAGGUGGUAUCAAGUGUCCUGUAUGCAACUUUGUGUACGGCACAAAAUGGGAAUUCAACAGGCACCUCAAAAACAAACACGGACUUAAAAUAAUGGAGCAGGAUGCAGAGCAAACCACAGAAAUUCCUGAAGAACCCUCUACGCAGUACCUUCAUAUCACCGAAGCCGGAGAUCUGCAAGGGACUCAAGCUGCUGUGGCCACCUUGCAAGACCUAAGAUUUACCUCAGAGAAUGGAGGAAGGCUUGAUGCCACGGCUGUCAACAUCCUUCAGCAAAUCAUAGAGCUGGGAUCGGAGCCCCAUGACGGCGCUGCUCUAGCUUCUGUGGUUGCCAUGGCUCCUGGGACUGUCACAGUGGUGAAGCAGGUGACCGAAGAGGAAGAAUCAGCUAAUCACACCGUGAUGAUUCAGGAAACUUUGCAACCGGCUUCAAUGGAGUUGGGCGAGCAGCACCAUUUGGUGGUCUCCUCAGAUGACAUGGAAGGCAUUGGGACAGUGACCGUUUAUACUCAGGGUGGAGAGGCCUCGGAACUGAUUGUUUAUGUGCAAGAAGCCCUGCAGCCGAUGGAAGUGCAGGAAGAAGCUGGACAGGAUAUCUAAAUCAAGUCUUCUGGGCAGGAACUCGAGAGAUCACAGCCUCUUAUUCCACCGAUCCCAAUACCUUCUUCAGGGAUCAAAUUAGCAUCCUGAACAACAUCUGUGCGAGGAGACUUCAGCCAAACCAACCAGGAGGAGUGAUCAUCUGGCAAAGCGCCACAGGGCUCGAUAAAACUAUCUGGGCGUGUUGUAGGCACCUUAAGAAGAGGGUAGUGUUUUUAAAAGACUCUUUUAAUCACAGUUUGAAAAGCUUUUUGAGAAUGCUAAAGGACAAUCAGGCAAAAGAGAAAGGCCCAGGCAAGCUGCUUUUAAGGAUAAAGCUCCAUAGCUUAUUUCUUCCCUUUGUUGGCUCCCUAGAUUGCUUCUAGGAAGAAAUUGGCCUUUUUUUUAAUCUUCUAAAGGAGCUUUGCUUUGUGAGUUUUGAAAAAACCCAGAACGUGAUUUGAGUUUUUGAAGACUCAAGAAUGUUAUCUUGAAGGAACUGGCUUCUCUUAGAUCGUUCAUCUUUUAAUUUCUUCUCCUUCCAGUUUCUCGAGGAUGCAAAACUGCCACCGUAGUUUUUCCCAGAUGCCCUGGUUCCUAUUAGAAAGGAAAUAUUUAAUUGUCACCAUGUAUUUGAGGCACAUAAAUCGUAAAUAAUUUGAGAAGGCUGGGGAGGUUAUAAGCAUCCUUGAAUUUUUAUUUUUCUCCCUGUUCCUCUUUGCAAGAUUACAACAGGGUUUUCAGAAGUAUAACAAAAUGUGUACUUUUUUUUUUCCCUGAGCUUGGCCACUCUAUUUCUGAUUGAUGUUCAAUACUGCUGGGUUAUGUGUGCCUCAUAAUACAUAAUGAAUGCAAUUUUGAGCCAUAGAGAAGUAAUUUAGCAUCAAGAAAGCUGUGAAAACCAGAGUGAUAAAGUGGAAUUUGGGUCCUGUUUCCUUGUCUGACAAAUAUUUGAGCAUUUCCUUCAUGAAAAGCCCAGUUCUGUAGCCAAAGCUCACAUCCAUUAUGGUUAAUCUGUCUUUACAAAACUAAACAAUUUGCCAUGAAAUACAUUGGCCACCAGGACUGGUCUAAAGGAAGGCCUAAUUUUUACUAAGCCUUCUUGAAGAGUGGGAUAAAUGGAGGCUAGGAGGCUCAAGCAAAAUUGCAAUAGGUAUUUUGUCCAUGUUUCUAAGAAGUAUUCCCCAAUGGGGUGAACAUUCUGCUAUCCAUGAAGGAAGCCAGACUGUUUCCAGCAGUCCAGUCUAUUCUAGUUGCAAUCAUGCUGGUUGGGGGAUUCUGGAAGUUGGAAGUCCACAAGUUUUAAAGUUGCCAAGGUUGGACAUCCCUAAUUUAUGGGGAAACAUUGCUUCUCAGUUUGCUUAGGGG
Messenger RNA from Pseudonaja textilis, 5400 nucleotides. It is a transcript of the gene ZFAT, whose product is annotated as zinc finger and AT-hook domain containing. Gene Ontology annotation, biological process: positive regulation of transcription by RNA polymerase II. The record is from RefSeq and is a predicted model, not a curated record. Gene Ontology annotation, cellular component: nucleus. Lineage: Eukaryota; Metazoa; Chordata; Lepidosauria; Squamata; Elapidae.